Messenger RNA from Saccharomycopsis crataegensis, 1446 nucleotides. It is a transcript of the gene PRP21, whose product is annotated as Prp21p. Bases 1 to 1446 code for a protein of 481 amino acids. Gene Ontology annotation, biological process: mRNA cis splicing, via spliceosome; regulation of alternative mRNA splicing, via spliceosome. Gene Ontology annotation, cellular component: catalytic step 2 spliceosome; U2-type prespliceosome; U2 snRNP. NCBI's taxonomy places the organism in Eukaryota, Fungi, Ascomycota, Saccharomycetes, Ascoideales, Saccharomycopsidaceae. The record is from RefSeq and is a predicted model, not a curated record. The transcript has a single exon. Gene Ontology annotation, molecular function: RNA binding.
AUGCCAGUCGGGGAGAUUCCGGAAAGUGUAAUUAUCCCUCCCGCUAAGGUUAAGGAGACAAUAGAGAAAACUGCUGGAUAUAUUGCGAGAAAUGGCCAGCAGUUUGCCAGUAGAUUGUUGCGGGAAUCGGGCGAUAAGUUUUCCUUCUUGAAGCUCGAUGACCCAUUCUUUGGUUACUACCAAUUCUGUUUAAAAGAUUAUCGGGAAAAUAGCAGUACUAAUGCUAAUAAGAGUGCUGCACCAGCAAAAGAUACCAACCAAGUUGCCAAUGACAAUAAAGAGAAACCGCCUAUCCCAGAUGAGUUCCAGUUCAUGUUCAAGCUACCGUAUGCCAACGCUUCGGACCUUGAAACCAUCAAAAUAUCAGCAUUGACCUGUGCUGUCAAUGAUAGUGAAGAAUAUUUCAAGAAUUUCAAGAAACAUGUCUUUGAAUUGAACCAGCCGCAAUUUGAGUUCCUCAAUGACAACCACAGAUUGAACCCUGUUUUCCAAAAAUUUGUCGAGCAAUACAAAAAUUGCAUCCAUCCCCCUCAAAAAUUAAUAGAGAAAGUGAAUUCUGUGGAUGGUGAUGAUUAUAAAUUAACCAGAUAUCUUUUAGAAAAGUCAUAUCUUCGGGCCGAACACAACUCUAAAUUACAAAAUGAUGCACAAAAGGCCAAACAAGCUGAAGAAAACGCCAAAUUAGAGUAUGCAAUGAUUGAUUGGGGAGAUUUCAAAAUCGUUACGACAGUGGAAUUCACAGAAACUGAUAAGUUUAGCGAAUUACCGUUACCAAUAAAUAAGAAUGAUUUGAUUUACCGGUCUCUACAACAGAAGAAAGCCAAUAGUUUACUUGAAGAAGCGCCUCCUGAUUUUACCAACGACGAAUCUUACAUUCCUAAACCCCCCAAAAAAUCAAGUGCUUCACAACCUGCGCCAUCGCAAGAAGAAAAUGUAGACACAAUAUCACAGAAACCAAUUGCCCCUCCAAGAAGAGGGAUGAAAAUUAAGAGUGCCGGGGAAACUCGAUUGAAGAAGGGUGGUAAUAGAUCACAAAAUCAGGAAAGUCUACAACCGCCACAGCAGAAACCCGGAGUUUUGUCAAAUGUCAAACUUGUUAAAAGUCCAAUUACAGGGGAGCUUAUUCCAGAAGAUAAGUUUGAUCUUCAUAUGAAGAUUGUGCUCCGUGACCCGAAAUAUGAACAAGAAAAGCAAAACUAUUUGCGUAAGAAUGCGGUGCCUUCUAAUAUCACUGAUAACGAAGUAUUUGCAAACAUCAAGAGACUCAGAGGUGAGGAAAUUGGUGAUAUCAAUGACACCAAGAGAGUCAAGUUGCAAUGGGAUGGUUAUAGUAAUACUGCAAAGAGUAUCCAGGAGUUAGCAGAUAAGCAGAUAAGUCCUGAGGAAAUGGAGAAGAUUAAAAAUGAAAGAUAUGAGAAGGAAAACAAGAUUGGUCCACAGUUUUGA